Molecule: messenger RNA, 2082 nt
Organism: Botrytis sinoallii
Lineage: Eukaryota; Fungi; Ascomycota; Leotiomycetes; Helotiales; Sclerotiniaceae
Exons: 3
Coding region: 1-2082 (693 amino acids)
Biological process (GO): cellular response to starvation; regulation of DNA-templated transcription
Cellular component (GO): nucleus
Molecular function (GO): DNA-binding transcription factor activity, RNA polymerase II-specific; zinc ion binding; RNA polymerase II transcription regulatory region sequence-specific DNA binding
Source: RefSeq, a predicted model, not a curated record
AUGUCGGGAGAAACUGAAAUAGAUGAUCCUGAGGUUUCGGAUGGCGCUUCGGAGAACGAUUAUAGUGAUCAUGAGCAAGAGCUUGAUGUUGUAGGAAAAGAGGACGAUAAUCAAGAAAUGGCGGAACAAAAAGUAAGACCGGACGGCGAGGAGAAUGGAAAUACUGUAGGAGCAACGGCUACAGUUACAAAACCAAAAUUCGAUCCUAAAGAUCCCUUGAGACCUAGAAGAAAGAAGGCAAGAAGAGCUUGUUUUGCUUGUCAACGAGCCCAUUUAACUUGUGGGGACGAGCGUCCAUGUCAACGUUGUAUAAAACGAGGUUUAGCGGAUGCUUGCCAGGAUGGUGUCAGAAAGAAAGCAAAGUAUCUCCACGAUGCACCCCCAGAAGCUCUUAGACCUGUUUUGGGGCCAACUUAUAAUCAACAAGUGAGCAAUAAUCGAGCCACUGCCGCAUCAACACCAACAGAACCUUCUCCUGGUAUGGGGAACUUUUUCUCUCAGCCUGAUACUUCACCAUCUUAUCCGCUUUUUGGAGCCAAUCAACAAGGUCAAAUGCCACCGCCCUUGCAAAAUCGACUUUCUUUUGGAAGCAAUCAGCCAUCACCGAUAUCUCCAACUUUUCAUACAGCAGGGAAUCGGCCAGCUGGGCUGCAAGGAAUCUCCCUACCGCAAGUUUCAAACGAUUCUCAUUCCGCAUUUGGAGGUGGUGCAUUUUUCGAUCCCAGUAAUCCAGCACUAUUCAACUUUGAUUUAGAAGGGUUGAAUUUCGGAAAUCAUUAUGGAGCGUUAGAAUUUGGAAUGCUAGGGCAUAUGGCAUCAGGCUCAGCAGAAACACCACCACAAGAUUCAAAUACAGGAAUGCCACAGAAUGUUGGCGAUCUCGGCUUCAAUAACAAUUCGGCUUUCACUAAUAAUCCACCCUUUAAUCAAAUUUAUCCUCACGAUACGUUACCGGAUUUUGCUGUGGGCUUGGACAGACCGAAUGGAGGAAAUGUCUUUGGCAAUAAUAACCUACAUCAUGGUUUACCUCAUGCAUACGCAAUUGCCGCUGGUGGUAGUCAACACAGUCCUAGCACUGAUGCGAGUCCUGCGGCAAGUACAAUGGGAUUUGAGAGCUCACCUACCACUACUAAUUAUCCAGCACCGGCAACUCAUAGGCCAGCUAAACGACAAGAUACGAAAUCAGGACCAUCUGGCAAGCUUGGGCCAUCGGGUAUACUUGGAAAGAGGAAUCGGGAUCCUUCAUCUAUUUACGAUACAGUCCAUGAACCUUAUUCGUAUACUACCGGUUUCCAUAGCUUGACUGCUUUUAUUCAAAAACGAUUCUCGCCAAACAAGACACUUCGGAUAGCCAAAUCACUCGCUUCCAUUAGACCAUCCUUCAUCUCUUGUACAAAAACCCUCAAUCGACAAGAUUUAAUAUUCAUGGAGAAAUGUUUUCAAAGAACUUUAUUUGAGUAUGAAGAUUUCAUGCUGAAUUGCUGCACGCCAACAGUGGUCUGUCGUAGGACUGGGGAAAUUGCUGCUGCUAAUAAAGAAUUCACACUUUUGACUGGAUGGAGGAAAGAAGUCCUUUUAGGGAAUGAAGCAAACCUUAACACCAAUACAGGAAGUAGUGGUCCUCCAUCAUCAGGAAGUUCAGGUCGAGGAAGUUUUACAACUCCUAGAAUGCGACCCCUCAACCUUGCUGACUCGAACCCGAGUGGUAAAACUCAACCCAUCUUCCUCGCGGAAUUGUUAGACGAUGACAGCGUCAUUGAAUUCUAUGAAGAUUUUGCACGAUUGGCAUUUGGAGACAGUAGAGGAAGUGUUACGACUCGUUAUAAGCUUCUUAGAUAUCAAACGGCAAAAGAUACCUCUCAAUCUCCUGAAGGUGAUAAGGGAAAGCGAAAAGAUAUUGUUGGAUUUAAUGGGGCUGGUAUUGGAGGAAUGGGUAAUAGGAUCAAGGAGAUUGAUGCGAACAAUGGAAUUGAGACGUUACAACAGGAUGGAAAGGUGGAUUGUAGUUCUUGUUGGACAAUUAAGAGGGAUGUCUUUGAUAUUCCCAUGUUAAUUGUCAUGAAUUUCCUUCCUUGCAUCUAG